Molecule: messenger RNA, 6156 nt
Organism: Bombina bombina (fire-bellied toad)
Lineage: Eukaryota; Metazoa; Chordata; Amphibia; Anura; Bombinatoridae
Gene: EML6
Product: EMAP like 6
Exons: 45
Coding region: 1-6156 (2051 amino acids)
Molecular function (GO): microtubule binding
Source: RefSeq, a predicted model, not a curated record
AUGGCGGACAGGACAGCUCCUACAUGCCAGCUUCGCCUAGAGUGGGUCUAUGGGUACAGGGGCCACCAGUGCCGUAAUAACCUGUACUACACUGCCGGGAAGGAGGUGGUGUACUUUGUAGCUGGAGUCGGAGUGGUCUACAACACCAGGGAGCAUAGUCAGAAAUUCUUCCUAGGCCAUAACGAUGAUAUAAUAAGCCUUGCAUUACAUCCUGAUAGAACCCUGGUUGCCACAGGACAAGUGGGAAAAGACCCUUUCAUAUGUAUAUGGGAUUCAUACACAGUUCAAACAGUUUCUAUUCUGAAAGACGUGCACACGCAUGGCGUAGCGGGAUUGGCAUUUGAUUCGGAUGGACAGCGCUUGGCUUCUGUGGGAUUGGAUGCCAAAAACACAGUAUGCAUUUGGGAUUGGCAGAAAGGCAAAGUUUUGGCAACGGCGACAGGCCAUUCGGAUAGGAUAUUUGAUAUUUCCUGGGAUCCAUAUCAGCCGAACAGAUUGGUUAGCUGUGGCGUGAAACAUAUAAAGUUCUGGACCCUCUGUGGAAAUGCUCUCACUGCAAAACGGGGAAUAUUUGGCAAAACUGGGGAUCUGCAAACCAUCCUUUGUCUAUCAUGUGCAAGAGAUGACAUCACAUACUCAGGUGCAUUAAAUGGAGACAUCUAUGUGUGGAAAGGGCUGACGUUAGCUCGCACCAUUCAAGGCGCGCACAGUGCUGGUAUAUUUAGUAUGUAUGCCUGUGAAGAAGGUUUUGCUACUGGUGGAAGAGAUGGCUGCAUUCGACUGUGGGACAAUGACUUUAAACCAAUCACUAAAAUUGAUCUGAGGGAUAGCGAUCAAGGCUAUAAAGGUUUGUCUAUCCGGAGCGUGUGCUGGAAGGCAGACAGAAUUUUAGCUGGGACCCAGGAUAGUGAAAUAUUUGAAGUGAUGGUGCGAGAAAGAGACAAGCCAAUGUUAAUAAUGCAAGGCCAUUGUGAAGGCGAACUCUGGGCCCUGGCUAUGCAUCCCAAGAAGCCUUUGGCUGUCACUGGUAGUGAUGACCGCUCGGUAAGACUUUGGAGUCUUGCAGAUCAUGCACUGAUUGCUCGUUGUAAUAUGGAGGAGGCCGUUCGUAGUGUUGCAUUCAGUUCAGAUGGAUCCCAGCUUGCUCUUGGAAUGAAAGAUGGCUCUUUUACUGUACUCAGGGUUAGAGAUAUGACUGAGGUGGUUCAUAUCAAAGACAGGAAGGAAGUUAUCCAUGAGAUGAAGUUUUCACCAGAUGGUUCCUACCUCGCUGUGGGUUCUAAUGAUGGACUAGUAGAUAUUUAUGCAGUUGCCCAGAGAUACAAAAAAAUCGGAGAGUGCAAUAAGUCUUCCAGUUUCAUUACGCACCUUGACUGGUCAGUGGAUAGUAAAUACCUUCAAACUAAUGAUGGGGCUGGGGAAAGGCUUUUCUACAAGAUGCCAUCUGGAAAACAUCUUACAAGCAAGGAAGAGAUCAAAGCUAUUCAUUGGUUUUCAUGGACAUGUGUGGUGGGGCCGGAAGUCAGUGGUAUAUGGCCAAAAUACACUGAUAUUACAGAUAUCAACUCAGUGGAUGCAAAUUACAAGAGCACAGUCUUGGUGACUGGAGAUGAUUUUGGAUUGGUCAAAUUGUUUAGGUUUCCCAGCUUGAAAAAAGGGGCUAAAUUUCGUAAAUAUGUUGGCCAUUCAGCACAUGUGACUAAUGUCCGCUGGUCAAAUGACUUUCAAUGGGUGUUGAGUACUGGAGGAGCUGACCACUCGGUUUUCCAAUGGAGGUUUAUUCCAGAAGGCAUCACCAAUGGCAUUAUUGAAACUGCACCACAAGAGGGGAUCAUUGAUUCCUGCAGUGAAGAAUCUGAUUCAGAUGUGUCCGAUGUGCCAGAACUAGACUCGGAUAUUGAGCAGGAGACACAAAUCAAUUAUGAUCGUCAGGUUUACAAAGAAGAUCUACCUCAGCUAAAACAGCAAAAUAAAGAGAAACAGAAUCCGUUGCCUUCACUAAAAAGAGAAAAAGCACCAGAAGAAAGUUUAAAGCUAAAAUUUGUGCAUGGAUACAGAGGGUACGACUGCAGAAACAACUUGUUCUACACACAGACUGGCGAGGUGGUGUAUCACAUAGCGGCAGUCGCUGUGGUGUAUAACAGGGUGCAGCACUCACAAAGACUCUACCUGGGUCAUGAUGACGACAUCUUAAGCUUAGCCAUCCAUCCGGUCAAAGAUUAUGUUGCUACUGGUCAGAUUGGAAGAGAUGCAGCUAUUCAUGUGUGGGACACACAAACUCUCAAAUGCUUAUCAUUGCUAAAAGGACAGCAUCAAAGAGGAGUUAGUGCACUGGAUUUUUCAGCCGAUGGUAAAAGUCUGGUGUCCAUUGGCCUGGAUGAUAAUCAUACUAUCGUAUUUUGGGACUGGAAAAAAGGAGAAAAAAUUUCAACAACACGGGGGCACAAGGAUAAAAUUUUUGUUGUGAAAUGUAACCCACACCAUAUUGAUAAGCUGGUUACGGUUGGAAUUAAGCACAUCAAAUUUUGGCAGCAAACAGGAGGUGGAUUUACAUCCAAACGUGGUACAUUUGGCAAUGUAGGAAAAUUAGAGACAAUGAUGUGUGUUUCAUACGGACGGGCAGAAGACCUUGUUUUUUCAGGAGCUGCUACUGGGGACAUUUAUAUUUGGAAAGAUGUAUUGCUGCUUAAAACCAUUAAAGCACAUGAUGGCCCUGUCUUUGCUAUGUACGCAUUGGAUAAGGGCUUUGUAACAGGUGGCAAGGACGGAGUGGUGGAGCUUUGGGAUGAUAUGUUUGAGCGAUGUCUGAAAACAUAUGCUAUAAAACGAGCGUCACUUUCUUCUAGUUCUAAAGGCUUACUUUUAGAAGACAAUCCUUCAAUUCGUGCCAUCACUUUGGGACAUGGACACAUACUGGUCGGGACCAAAAAUGGAGAAAUACUUGAAAUUGAUAAAAGUGGCCCAAUAACUCUGCUGGUUCAGGGACAUAUGGAAGGUGAAGUUUGGGGUCUAGCAACUCACCCACAGCUGCCUUUAUGUGCCACAGUUAGUGAUGAUAAAACCUUAAGGAUAUGGGAACUUUCCUCAAAUCACCGCAUGCUGGCUGUGCGGAAACUAAAAAGAGGAGGACGAUGCUGUGCCUUUACUCCAGAUGGGAAAGCCUUGGCAGUAGGCCUGAACGAUGGCAGUUUUCUAGUCGUAAAUGCAGACACCCUUGAAGAUAUGGUAUCUUUCCACCACAGAAAGGAAAUGAUAGCAGAUAUCAAAUUUUCACCAGAUGCAGGGAAAUAUCUGGCAGUGGCUUCCCAUGAUAAUUUUGUAGAUAUUUAUAAUGUGUUGACCAGCAAACGAGUUGGUAUCUGUAAAGGUGCCUCAAGCUAUAUCACUCACAUCGACUGGGAUUCAAGAGGAAAAUUAUUACAAGUUAAUUCUGGUGCCAAAGAGCAAUUAUAUUUUGAAGCUCCAAGAGGAAAGAGAUACGUUAUUAAAGCCGCAGAGAUGGAGAAGAUAGAGUGGCACUCUUGGACUUGUGUACUUGGGUCUACGUGUGAAGGAAUAUGGCCUGCACAUAGUGAUGUUACUGAUGUGAAUGCAGCAUCUCUUACCAAAGAUGGAAAAUCAUUAGCUACAGGCGAUGAUUUUGGAUUUGUGAAACUUUUUUCAUACCCAGUUAAGGGUCGUGAUGCAAGAUUCAAGAAGUAUAUUGGACACAGUGCCCAUGUAACCAACGUUCGAUGGUUGUACGAUGAUUCUACCCUGCUGACUGUAGGUGGUGCUGAUACAGCUUUAAUGAUCUGGACUCGGGAGGCAUUUAGCAAUCUAGAAAAUAAACCUGUUGACAGUGAAGAGUCAGACACAGAUGCUGAAGAAGAUGGAGGUUAUGACAGCGAUGUUGCAAGAGAGAAAGCUAUUGAUUAUACCACUAAGAUCUACGCAGUGAGCAUUAGAGAAAUGGAAGGGACAAAACCACAUCAGCAAUUAAAAGAGGCUUCUGUGGAGGAAAGGUUCAGAUACCAAUGUAACCUGCCAAAAUCAGGUGAUAAUUUUGGUGUUUGCGAGUAUUUUGACCCCUGCUCAUCUCUAAUUUCUAUGAUCAUGCAAUUUCUGAAAAGGCAGGGAAUUGUCAAGGGAUCAAGACCAACAGUUAGCAGAGCAGCUCCUCAGCCAGAAAAGCUUCAAAAAAACAACAUCAAUAAAAAAAAGAAAGUCGUUGAGGACCUCUCCUUGGACCACGUUUUUGGGUAUAGAGGAUUUGAUUGUCGUAAUAACCUCCAUUACCUCAAUGAUGGCGCUGAUAUUGUAUUUCAUACAGCUGCUGCAGGCAUUGUGCAAAACCUUUCUACAGGAAGCCAGAGUUUCUAUCUGGAGCACACAGAUGAUAUACUUUGUCUGACUGUGAAUCAACAUCCCAAGUAUAAGAAUGUUAUUGCUACUGGUCAAAUUGGUGAAAUUGCUGAAUAUUCAGGGGCCACUCCUUCCAUUCAUAUCUGGGAUGCGAUGAGUAAGCAGACUUUGUCUAUUCUGAGAUGCUUUCAUGCCAAAGGAGUAGGGUACAUUAAUUUUAGUGCUACUGGGAAACUCCUGGUAUCAGUAGGAGUUGAUCCUGAACACACUAUAACAGUGUGGAGAUGGCAGGAAGGUGCCAAAGUUGCCAGUAAAGGAGGCCACAUGGAAAGAAUAUUUGUUGCUGAAUUCCGUCCAGAUUCUGACACACAAUUUGUAUCUGUUGGAGUAAAGCACAUAAAGUUCUGGACAUUGGCAGGAAGUGCUCUGCUUUACAAAAAAGGAAUUGUUGGAUCUGUAGACAAUGCCAAAAUGCAAACCAUGCUUUCUGUUGCCUUUGGUGCUAAUAGCCUCACUUUUACUGGUGCCAUAAAUGGAGAUGUGUAUGUUUGGAAAGAUCACUUCCUUAUCAGAUUAGUGGCAAAAGCUCAUACGGGACCAGUGUUUACAAUGUACACAACACUACGAGAUGGUUUGAUUGUAACUGGUGGAAAGGAGAGGCCGACAAAAGAAGGUGGUGCUGUUAAAUUAUGGGACCAGGAGAUGAAGCGUUGCCGGGCAUUUCAGUUGGAAACAGGCCAGACUUUGGAUUGUGUGCGCUCAGUCUGCAGAGGCAAGGGAAAGGUAUUGGUUGGAACCAAAGAUGGAGAAAUCAUUGAGGUUGGAGAAAAAAAUGCUGCUUCAAAUAUCCUCAUCAACGGCCACGUGGAAGGAGAGAUCUGGGGUUUAGCAACACAUCCCUCUAAAGACAUUUUCGUUACUGCAAGCAAUGAUGGGACUGCAAGAAUAUGGGACCUCAGUGAUAAAAAGCUGCUGAACAAAGUGAGUCUGGGUUAUGCCGCGUGCUGUGCUGCCUACAGCCCCAAUGGUGAAAUGGUUACUAUUGGUAUGAAAAAUGGAGAGUUUGUCAUUCUGCUUGUAAACUCUCUAAAAGUAUGGGGCAAAAAGCGAGAUCGCAAGGGCGCCAUCCAGGAUAUCAGGAUCAGUCCUGAUAACAGAUAUUUGGCAGUGGGUUCAGCAGAGAACACUGUUGAUUUUUAUGAUCUUAAUCAAGGUCCAUCUCUGAACAGAAUUGGUUACUGUAAAGACAUUCCUAGUUUUGUUAUUCAAAUGGAUUUUUCAGCCGACAGUAAAUAUAUUCAGGUAGCCACAGGUGCCUAUAGGCGUCAAAUACAUGAGGUGCCAUCAGGAAAGCAAAUAGUAGAUCUUUUGUUAAUAGAAAAGAUUACAUGGGCCACAUGGACAAGCAUACUCGGAGAUGAGGUCAUUGGCAUCUGGCCACGUAAUGCAGAGAAAGCAGAUGUCAACUGUGCCUGUGUGUCCCACGCUGGGCUGAAUAUUGUCACAGGAGAUGACUUUGGACUAGUAAAACUUUUUGACUUCCCUUGUACUGAAAAGUUUGCCAAACAUAAGCGUUACUUUGGUCAUUCGGCACAUGUAACCAACGUGCGUUUCUCACACGAUGACAAGUAUGUCAUAAGCACUGGAGGGGAUGACUGCAGUAUCCUCACGCUGUAUCCAAAGUCGGAAAUGCCGGCCCACUGUGUCUCCAUUUCUAAAGAGCCCCGGUUCUCUGCAUGGAUGCUUAACGGUUGCCCUGAGGGGGACAAUAGCAUUCCUGAGCUGCAGCCGUCUUUUCACAUACGGUCGUGA